Rotaria sp. Silwood1 is the source of this 441-nucleotide messenger RNA. Lineage: Eukaryota; Metazoa; Rotifera; Eurotatoria; Philodinida; Philodinidae. The record is from the annotation of a GenBank genome assembly.
AUGCUUGAGUCCUUUCAGGAUCAAUUUUGGCUUGAUGAACAUCAUUGGUUUGUUGGAUGUGAUCGAGAUUUAUCGUUUGGUAGAACUCUUUUCUACACUAUACCCUAUUCCUUUAAAGAUUUUACCUUUUCUAAUACCACUAUAUCGAAAUGGACACGUUCUCAAACUAAUAAUCGGUGGUUCUAUAAUGGUAUGCGUAGUUUAACUUAUGAAUUUCUCAAUGACGAGUAUCCAUCACAUCAGAUUCUAUUUCUCAAUAUUCAACAUCUCUUAAUUGUAUUGCCAAUUGAUGAACACUUUUGGUCUAGCGUUCUCAAAUUCGAUGAAUUAAUUUCACUUACUAUCAUAUUCACUUUUCCAAAUGAAGAUUGUGGGAUUCAACUUCAAAGUUUACUUGAUCGUGCAUAUCAUCUUUCUAAAUUACAUAUUGAUUGGUCAUGA